Messenger RNA from Ipomoea triloba (trilobed morning glory), 1401 nucleotides. RefSeq names its product dr1-associated corepressor-like. The record is from RefSeq and is a predicted model, not a curated record. Gene Ontology annotation, molecular function: protein heterodimerization activity. The coding region runs from base 233 to 1063 and encodes 276 amino acids. The transcript is spliced from 6 exons. Gene Ontology annotation, cellular component: nucleus. NCBI's taxonomy places the organism in Eukaryota, Viridiplantae, Streptophyta, Magnoliopsida, Solanales, Convolvulaceae. Gene Ontology annotation, biological process: regulation of DNA-templated transcription.
UCCGCGAUAACAGAUCGGAUAGGAUCCGAGACCGCUCCGGUUCAUGCUGCUCUCUCUCUUCCUCUCGGAGCAGAUUAUUAUAGCUUUUCAGAUUUCGACUCUCUAAAUUAUCAUCAUAUUUUAAUUUCUUUCGUAGAUUCUUAGUACUGCUUCAGUGCUUUGUACUCAGAUUCUUUCUUCUCCCAAUUUCAAAAGCUUUCUUUGAUGGUAUCAGCAUAAUCGUGAUUGUACCAUGAAGAAGAAACUCGAUACCCGCUUCCCUGCAGCUCGGAUCAAGAAAAUUAUGCAAGCUGAUGAGGAUGUUGGAAAGAUUGCAAUGGCAGUGCCUGUUUUAGUAUCUAAAGCCUUGGAGUUAUUUUUGCAAGACCUCUGUGAUAGGACGUAUGACAUAACUCUUAGAAGAGGAGCAAAAACUGUCAGUGCAUUGCAUUUAAAACACUGUGUGCAGAGCUACAAUGUUUUUGACUUUUUGAGAGAAGUUGUUAGCAAGGUUCCUGACUAUGGCCAUUCUGAUACUGGCGCUGAGGUGUCAAGACGAAGGAAAGUUGCAAUGGAUGAAAAUGACAGUGAUGAUGAGUCCAAAAGGAGCAGGACGGAAACAUGCCCUGCAAGCAGCGGUGGCAGGGGAAGAGGUAGGGGUAGAGGAAGGGGCCGUGGGCGUCGUGCUGAUAGGGAGCCUGCUCAUCAUCGUGACGUUGAAUCUGAUUCCUGUGCUUCUGUCCAGCAAAGUUGUACACAGAACCCGAACCCUGGGAUGUCGAAGGAAACCUGUCUCGAGUCAAAGGAACCACUGAGACAGGAUCCUAACGCAACAGAUGGUGACGACAAAUCAGCUGUCAAAAGUAUCAAUCCCAACAUCAGCUUAGACGAGAGUGCUGAGAAACCAGACACGUGUUCAGCAACAGCAGCUUCCUGUUCCUCGCUAUCAGUGCCUCCUGAUGUUAAAGACAGCGAGGGCACUGUGCUUUCUGAAAUCGACAGGAUGGCUGUCGACCCACUUCACUUUGCACAGUUCAACUCAACCAUCGUAGAAGAGGAAGAAGACUAUGACGACGAAGGGUAAGGAGGUAAUAGAACAAAAAGAAUCUCCAUGGUGUUGUUCCAUCAACAUCAAUUGCAAACAUAUAAAAAAAAAGAUAUAAAGAGGAGCAUCACUGUGAAGAGCUCGAAAGCCCUCCAGUUUUCCAUUUGUCUUCUCUUGGUAUUGUAUGUGCCUUAGAUGUAUGAACUUCAUUUGCAACUAAUCAUGUUAAAUCCCAUAAUUCUCAUGAAAAAAAAAUGUGUAGCAGGAUAGGAGGUUAGUGCAUACUACCCAGGUAGGAGUUAGCAUGUGACAUCUUGUAUACUCAGUUUACUUCCAUUGAUGAAUGUUGAGGUUUCUGUUUUAUAUCAAUCUCUCUA